CGCACCCCCACAUUACUCCCUUCCCAGCUCCCACGACGUUUCUCUAAACUCUCCUCCCGUCUUCGGGGUCUCACUCAAGGUUCAAAAUCCAAUCCAACAUCAAGAUCCUUGAUUUUAUGGAAUUUUACAAGAAUUAAUCCGAGAUACUUAAUAUAUACGGAGUAGCAGAAAACGGGAAAAAAAGGGGAAUUUUUCCAUUUUUUUUUUUAAACUUUAUUUGCAUCAUGUUAUCAAAUUUAGACCACAACAUCUCCAGCUCCACAGUUCAAUCCCGGCCACUGGAACCCUCACCGGCCCCCGCACUGGAGCCACGCCCACCAACAUCUUCCGAUGAAGACUUCUUCUCCUCAACCUCCAUAGCCUCCUCCUCUUCCUCAGAAGACAUCCAGACCAACCACUCUUCACCACCGCUUCCGCCUGCGGCACCGCCACCGCCGCAGAUCCCCAUCUCUUGGCCGGCAAGUGGGACUAUUUCUCGAGAAUGGGUCAACGAGUUAAUGAAUGCGUUUGAAUGGGCUUCGAGAGCUGUUCCUCCGCAGGAGUUUCCUUCUCUUCUUCCGGUUGAGGUAUUCGAUCGGCUAAUCCUGUCCGCCUCUAAAAUCUUGCAUAAAGAGAAAAAUUGCGUGAGUAUUGAGGGUGAAGAAUUAGGGCGGGUGUCCAAGGUUGUGGUGGUCGGAGACUUGCAUGGACAGUUGCAUGAUGUGCUGUUUUUAUUGAAGGAUGCCGGAUAUCCGGGUGAAGAUAGAAUUUUUGUGUUUAACGGGGAUUAUGUUGAUAGAGGAGCUUGGGGUCUUGAGACUUUCUUGCUCCUCCUUGCAUGGAAGGUGAUUUUGCCACACAGGGUAUUUCUUCUUCGUGGAAACCAUGAAUCCAAGUAUUGUACUUCAGUGUAUGGGUUUGAGAAGGAGGUAUCAUGUAAGUAUGGAGAUAAAGGAAAACAUGUCUAUUGCAAGUGUUUAGGAUGUUUUGAGGGUCUUCCUCUUGCUUCCAUCAUUGCUGGGCGUGUUUACACUGCACAUGGUGGGAUUUUUCGCAGUAUUCCAAGUACCCCUUCAAAAAGAUACAAAGGCAAGAAGAACCGUAAAGUAAUUGUCGACCCCAACUCAACUGCAUUAUCUCUUGGUUCAUUUGAAGAGCUAUCUAAAGCUAGGAGAUCUGUUCUUGAUCCUCCUUGGGAAGGUCAAAACUUGAUUCCCGGUGAUGUUCUUUGGUCAGAUCCAUCCAUGGAUCCAGGUCUUUCCCCUAACAAAGAACGAGGCAUUGGUCUUUUAUGGGGUCCAGACUGUACGGAAGAAUUUCUGAAAAAGUUUGGCCUAACGUUAAUCAUCAGAUCACAUGAGGGUCCUGAUGCCAGGGAAAAGAGGCCUGGACUAGGACAAAUGAAUGAAGGGUACACCAUAGAUCAUGUUGUAGACUCUGGGAAGCUGAUUACAGUCUUUAGUGCACCAGACUAUCCACAAUUUCAGAUGAUGGAAUUGUGAUGAAAUCAAUAUCUGUGCACACCAAGACUGGAAUAUAAGCAAGCACUUCAAUACCUUGUCAUACUUGACCAAAUAUCAAAUUUAGUUGAGCUGCUUUAGUAAGUAAGAUGAUAUACAAAAAUUUCCUAAAAUUCAGAUAUAGCUAAACCUCUUUUUGCAAUUUCCUUUUGAGCAUAUAUAGUGUUGUUGGGGCCAUGAUAUUCAUUGCAGGGAAGUCUGGGUGUUGAAUUUGAUCCAAGUACCACAAGAAGAUUCUUUUAAUUAGGUCUUGCAGAGAUAUUGAUUAUAUUCUUGUCCUUCAUUGUGUAGUUAGUAAACUGAAAUUGGUUAGAUAAACGGAAUUGGUUUGUUGUUGCCACAAACAUUUUGGACUAUCAGAAUCCAUUUAAGAAGGUGCACAUAAAGAACGAUGUGUUUUCUCAUUUUAAAGACCAUUAGCAGGACAAAGCAACAUGUACAAUACAAAAUGCUCAACAGAAUGAUGGAGACAUGCACAUACACAUGGUUCUCAGACAUAUUAUUGACAGUUAGACCACCUAGAUAUCAACUACUGAUACUUGUGUCGGAAUCUUUGAUGUUCCUUUUCUAGAAAUUUUUGUGCCUAUGACAUCCCUAAAAGAACUCAUCUAUGUGGUAAUUUUCAUAGGCCAUGCAUAUGAAAUAAAUCUGCUUUGCCAUCGAGAUGGAUGACUUAAUUUCACAUAUGUUUUGUAAAGAUAAAAAUGCAAUGAAGCAUUGCUUUCUUCAACAACUAUCACUGUAGGUUUCUAGGAUCAGAUAAACUUGAAGGAGUCUAAGCCCUUAAAAGGAAUCUAUGCCUCUUAAGUGUUGCACAUUCUUAUUAGUAUGUCUCAAAGACUGUUGGUUUUAUGAACAUGGUGCAUGGAGCUGAUAUAUGAGGAGGAUGAAGAACUAACUUAU
Messenger RNA from Coffea arabica (coffee), 2402 nucleotides. The record is from RefSeq and is a predicted model, not a curated record. Lineage: Eukaryota; Viridiplantae; Streptophyta; Magnoliopsida; Gentianales; Rubiaceae.